Mollisia scopiformis is the source of this 1299-nucleotide messenger RNA. RefSeq lists its product as uncharacterized. Lineage: Eukaryota; Fungi; Ascomycota; Leotiomycetes; Helotiales; Mollisiaceae. The coding region runs from base 289 to 1221 and encodes 310 amino acids. The transcript has a single exon. The record is from RefSeq and is a predicted model, not a curated record. Gene Ontology annotation, molecular function: oxidoreductase activity.
CUCUUCUCGUUCUCGAUUUCCCCCUCGGCAGACAUGCCGGCGCGGGGAAAGGUCGCAAUGUUCAUGUAAUCCCCAAUUGAUUUCUAAGGGACAAUGACGUGCCCGGAAGCUGACUAGUAAUCGAAGCAGAGACUAUGUCUUGCUCAACUAUAUAUUUGCUACCUUCUUCGAACUCGGAGCUAACAUCGUUCCUAUACAGACAGACAAUUGCAUACAAUCAGAACGAGAUCUGACAACAGAUCAGAAUCAUACACAACAUCUCUAUACUUAUUGAACAUACGCAGCACAAUGGCGACAGCAGCACCACUUCAAGCCACUGCGGCACACAACCUUUCCCAAUCUGCACGAACUGAAGCAGCAUAUCAUGCGAAUGAGUCGGCAGACGACACAUAUAUACCCCGUGGUGAUACAGUUGUAACACUCAACUAUUUCCGCCCACCAGAAGAUGGCUCUGUCCCCUUCAACUUCGUCGAAAAGCAGCCCGAGGGUCAGCCACAACGCAAUUUCGGAGACUUUGACGUCCAAGUUCCCAUUACCGACAUUCGCGGCCGAGAAUCUGAAUACACACUUGACAAAGACGCUUUUGCUGUUGUAUCUGGCGUACCUGAGUCUGCUGAGCGUGAUUUCGUGGACGACGAAUCCAUUAAGAAGAACUAUUACCCAGAGGUCGAGAAGUUGCUACUUGACCAUGUGCCAGGGAGUAACAAGAUCUUCCUCUUCGACCACACCAUCCGCCGUUCAACCCCUGGUGCUCCUCGUGCUCCAGUAACUCGGGUACAUAUCGAUCAAACGAAAAAAUCGUCAACAUGGAGAGUAAAUCUGCACCUGCCUGAAGAGGCUGAGAAGCUGUUACAAGGUCGUUACAGGAUUAUCAACGUCUGGCGUCCUCUGAAUGGCCCAGUCCAAGCUAAUCCUUUAGGAUUCGCAAGCUCCUCAACACUUAAGGACGAAGAUUUGAUCCCUAUUGAACACAGAUAUCCACACAGGACCGGAGAGACUGCCGGUAUCAGAUACAAUGAUAGUCAAAAGUGGCACUAUCUCUCAGGCAUGAAAAACGAUGAGAGGCUGUUCUUGGAGUGUUUCGACAGCGAGGCAUCGAAAGAUGGAUCAAAUGUUCUUGGCGGUCGUGUGCCACAUACAGCUUUCCAAGACCCAAGGACUCCUGCAAAUGCAGUUGGACGUGAAUCUAUCGAGGUUAGAGCUUUGGUGUUUGGUCCAUGAAGCUUUUGAAGAUUGGGUAUGUAAUUAUAGCAAUCGUUUUGGGAUAUAGCAUUAGCAGGUUUGUUAAAUGAGUAAUGA